CACAAUGAUAGUUUCAUCAGUUAAAUUGGUUUAUUGUAGCCCCUGGUAUGAAAAUAAUCUGUGACCACGAAAAGUCCAUAAAUAUCAACCGGCGACUCCAGAAGCUCCUAUUAUUUGCAGAAGGCGAAAUCGGAGAUUUCUAUUGCGAAGAACAAUGGCCAGGAAGUUUUUCGUCGGCGGAAACUGGAAAUGCAAUGGAACCACUGAAGAAGUGAAGAAGAUAGUCUCCACUCUCAAUGAAGGUCAGGUGCCGUCCCCAGAUGUUGUUGAGGUUGUGAUAAGCCCUCCAUUUGUCUAUCUUCCACUGGUGAAAAGUUUGUUGAGACCUGAUUUUCAUGUUGCGGCACAAAAUUGUUGGGUCAAGAAAGGAGGUGCUUUCACUGGUGAAGUUAGUGCGGAAAUGCUUGUAAAUCUGGGUAUUCCUUGGGUCAUUCUUGGCCAUUCUGAAAGAAGACUUAUCUUAAAUGAGUCAAAUGAGUUUGUUGGGGAUAAGGUUGCAUAUGCACUUUCUCAAGGUUUGAAGGUGAUAGCUUGUGUGGGUGAGACUCUUGAGCAGCGUGAAUCAGGAUCUACCAUGGAAGUUGUUGCUGCACAGACUAAAGCUAUUGCGGAGCGAGUAAAGGAUUGGACAGAUGUGGUUUUGGCCUAUGAGCCUGUGUGGGCUAUUGGAACAGGGAAGGUUGCAACUCCUGCUCAGGCACAGGAAGUACAUUCUGAACUGAGGAAGUGGCUUAAAGCAAACACCAGUCCUGAAAUUGCUGCAACAACCAGGAUUAUUUAUGGAGGAUCGGUCAGUGCUGCCAACUGCAAGGAAUUGGCAGCUCAGCCGGAUGUUGAUGGCUUUUUGGUUGGUGGAGCCUCGCUAAAGCCGGAGUUCAUCGAAAUCAUCAAGUCUGCAGAGGUAAAGAAAAAUGCUUGAACCUGCACACUAGGCAGUAGGCAUUGGUGGUGACUCUUAGAAGCUUGUGUCGAUAUCGGGGCAGGUACAGAACCGAUUGAGUGUAAUUUUAGACAUGCUUUUUCGAGGAAAUAAAAUUUUCUUCCUGUAAUGAGAUACUGCACCUCAAACUGGUUUUCUAUAUUUAAAUAGAUUAUAAUAUUAUUUCCUUCUCAA
Messenger RNA from Manihot esculenta (cassava), 1114 nucleotides. Its product is annotated as triosephosphate isomerase, cytosolic. The record is from RefSeq and is a predicted model, not a curated record. The coding region runs from base 155 to 919 and encodes 254 amino acids. The transcript is spliced from 9 exons. Gene Ontology annotation, cellular component: cytosol. NCBI's taxonomy places the organism in Eukaryota, Viridiplantae, Streptophyta, Magnoliopsida, Malpighiales, Euphorbiaceae. Gene Ontology annotation, molecular function: triose-phosphate isomerase activity. Gene Ontology annotation, biological process: gluconeogenesis; glyceraldehyde-3-phosphate biosynthetic process; glycolytic process.